AUGACGAGUCGGAAGAAUACGAGUAUUGAUCAUUCCAAUCAAAUUACUACUGCUCAUUCCAUCUCAUCACUUGUAUCGUCGUCAUCAUCAUCAUCGUUUGAUUCUUCAACUUCUACUCCUUCGUCAUCAUUUAUAAUGGCAUCUCCACUUGGUGCACCGACAAUGACAAUGAGUACUUUGAUGACUACGACGACUUCAACCACAUCCCCUCCAUCGACAGUGAUUGCUGCUCCGGCACUGACAAGAACCACCUCAAGAACUGGAUCCAUCAACAAUAUGAUGAUGAUGAUGAUUCCACCCGAAUCACCUAUAUCCACAGCCUCUACACUAUCAUCAUCGACUGAUUCUGCUUUUAGCGAUAUUUCAAGUGCCAGUACAGUCAAUGGUGGAAAUGGUGGUCCAUUAAAAAAAUCAAAAGGAAAAUGGACUCUUGAAGAGGAUGAUAUAUUGAGACAAGCAGUAGCAAAACAUAAUCAAAAAAAUUGGAAAAAGAUAGCAGAACAUUUCCCAAAUCGGACCGAUGUUCAAUGUCAUCAUCGUUAUCAAAAAGUAUUACAUCCCAAUCUCGUGAAGGGGUCGUGGAGUAAGGAAGAAGAUGACAAGGUGAGGGAAUUGGUUGAAAAAUAUGGAGCGAGAAAAUGGUCAGAGAUUGCCCAACACUUGAAUGGUAGAAUGGGCAAACAGUGUCGUGAGAGAUGGCAUAAUCAUCUAAACCCCGCCAUCAAAAGAGAUGGUUGGUCCGAAGAAGAGGAUCGAAUCAUCAAAGAACAACACGUCAUCCACGGAAACAAAUGGGCUGAAAUUGCCAAAUCUCUCCCUGGAAGAACUGACAAUGCCAUUAAAAAUCAUUGGAACUCCUCAAUGAAACGUUCAAAAAAACCUUCAAAUUUUAAAAGAGCUCCAAGAAAAAGAAAAGUUAUUACAAAAAAAGAAGAAGGAGAUGAAGAAGAAGAGGAUUAUGGAGAAGAAGAAUUUGGAGAAGAUGGAGAAGGAGGAGAAGAACAAGGAGAAGAAGAAAAAUCAUUAAAUUUAAAUACGACACCACAAAAAACAAAAUUGGCAGUAGACGUACCAUCAUUACAAAAUUUCAUAACCAAUGGAUAUAUUAUUUCACCAAAACCAAGAGUUUCCCUAACCACCACCCUACCAGCAUCACCACGUCCACCUCUUACUCCAGUUCAAGCAAUCUCAAAUCUUGUCACUCCCAUUAAACCAUUUUCAAAUUCUUGUAAAAAGAAAUCAAAAACAACAAAUGAUAAUAAUAAUAAUAAUAAUAAUAUUUCACCUCUUAAAAUGAAUUAUGAUUAUAUAAAUCCAGAAAUAUUUCCACAAAAUUUUGAAAGUGAAUUAUCACCGAUUCGAUCAAAUACAUCAUUGUUGGCAACUACAUCAUUUAUACCACCACCAACAACACCGGUUGGGGGUUUGGGUAUUAUUGCAACGACACCAAACAGUGCCAAUACGACUGCAAGCAAUGGUAGCAGCAGUCAACAUCUAUUUGAUCAUUCAAACUUUGAAAAUAGUCUUUCUUCUCCCAACAAACUAUGUUUGCUCAGUCCCUAUAGGAGCAAUCUAUCCGAUCUUCUUCAUAACAAUAAUAAUCAUAUUAAUAAUAAUAAUAAUCAUAUUAAUGGUAACAGUUUAAACCCAUUUUCAAAUAUACUUUCACCAAGUCCCAAAUAUAAAACUACGUCUUCUACACCAACUACCCCAGGAUCAACCAUUCAAUAUCUAAAUAAUGUUAAUAAUCAUAACAAUAAUAAUACAACUACAAUGGUCCAUUCACCCCCCAAUCAUUCAGUAAACAAUAAUAGCAGUGGCAACAAUUGUACUGGAACAAACAAAACAUUGGGGAUUCAAUUAUCAGAUAAAGGAAUUGACAAGACAUCUUUACAAAAUAUAAACUCUAAAUUAAAAGGAAUAACAACACCUCCAAAAAUCAAUAACGCAAACAAUAAUAAUAUGAUGAUUGAUAAUAAUAAUGAAAAUGAUACGAUUACAACAUAUUCAACUCCAUCUAAACCCUCAAAUAAUAAUAAUAAUAAUAAUUUUUAUUUUGUACCAUUUACACCAUUUAAAGAUAACAAUGUUUCUCAUAUUUCAACUCCAUUGGGAUCAACCAGAUCAUCAACAGCUAAACUCAAUAAUCACAUCAAACAAAGCGAAAUGGAAAAUUUUAUUACUGAAGAUAAUUUUGAUCCAUCAACGAAAAAAACAUCAUGUAUAUCAACAACAACAACAACAACAAAAUUAAAUACUACUGGUUUGGGCAACUUUGAAGGAUGUUCGUCAGUAGCUUUAAAAAUGUUGAAUGAUACAUCAAAAAGAUCAAUCUUUGACAAGGCUAGAAAAUUAUUAAUGACAACUGAAAAUCAACAACAAAAUAAUAAUAAUCAAAAUAAUACUAAUAAUAAUAAUAAUAAUAAGAAUAAUGGUGAUGAUUUUGUUCCAAAUAUUUCCUUUUUAACUCCAUCAUCAUCAAACUUUACACCUACAACUCCAUUAAAACAACAACAAUAUUUUCUUCCAACUCCUUAUAAACCACCUGUGAAUAUGAAUAUGAAUAAUCAUGAAAUCAACUCUAUUAAUAAUAAUAACAUUGAAAAUAAUAAUAAUAAUAAUAAUAAUGGUAACAACAAACCAAACAAUCAAACAUUUUUAGAUCAUCAUGGUUGUUAUGUUGGCAUUCAUUAA
Cavenderia fasciculata is the source of this 2694-nucleotide messenger RNA. Its product is annotated as myb transcription factor. The transcript is spliced from 4 exons. NCBI's taxonomy places the organism in Eukaryota, Evosea, Eumycetozoa, Acytosteliales, Cavenderiaceae. Bases 1 to 2694 code for a protein of 897 amino acids. The record is from RefSeq and is a predicted model, not a curated record.